Messenger RNA from Penicillium bovifimosum, 270 nucleotides. RefSeq names its product heat shock 9/12 family protein. The record is from RefSeq and is a predicted model, not a curated record. Lineage: Eukaryota; Fungi; Ascomycota; Eurotiomycetes; Eurotiales; Aspergillaceae. Bases 1 to 270 code for a protein of 89 amino acids. The transcript is spliced from 3 exons.
AUGUCUGACGCCGGUCGCAAGGAUUUCUCCACCAAGGCCAAGGAGGAGGCCACCCCUGACUUCACCAAGUCCACCCAGCAAAAGGUCAAGGAGACUGUUACCGACACCGGUGACCGCGUUGCCCGUGGCUUGCAGACUGAUGACAGCAAGGGUGCUGGCCAGGAGACUUUUGACAAGACCCAGCGCGCCAGUGACAAUGAGGCCCACGGCGGUGCCACCGGCUCCAUUGGUGACAAGGUCAAGGAUGCCCUCGGCUUCGGUGGCAAGUAA